AUGGCAUUGCGCUUCAUGAAUGGAAUCAACGCCAUCAUUUCUGUCUGCGACAAUCCGCAGCAGCUGAAGAUGCAGGUAGAGACGCUCGGCUUCCAGCAUCUCGACCUGGAAGUCACAGCUCCGCGUGUGGACAUCUUCCGCGAAGCGAUUCUGGAGCUGCUCGAGAUGGAGCUGGGACCGCGCUUCAGCUCGAAAGGACGCGUCGGCAUGGGAGUCGUCCUCAACUAUGUCGGUGGAGCAUACAUAUACAUCCGCCGCGAGUACGCGGGUCGUAUCAGAACCAUUCAGAGAAGCUGGGCGACUGCCAAUAACAAGGCGCAGCCACUGGCCUCGUUUUCAAGCAUCUCAUCCAGACAGUUGUGA
Symbiodinium necroappetens is the source of this 363-nucleotide messenger RNA. Lineage: Eukaryota; Dinophyceae; Suessiales; Symbiodiniaceae. The record is from the annotation of a GenBank genome assembly.